This is a messenger RNA of Mus caroli (Ryukyu mouse), 111 nucleotides long. Lineage: Eukaryota; Metazoa; Chordata; Mammalia; Rodentia; Muridae. The record is from RefSeq and is a predicted model, not a curated record.
AGCAGGAGCAGCAGCAGGAGCAGCAGAAGGAGCAGGAGCAGCAGAAGGAGGAACAGGAGCAGGAGCAGCAGCAGCAACAGGAGCAGGAGCAGCAGCAGCAGGAGCAGGAGC